UGUCCCGGAGAGAGCGUCUUCCACAGAGCAAGAAGACUGGAAGUAGCUGAUUGACCAACCCUCUGGGACACACUGGGUGGCAUUAAUCUGGGUGUUACGUUUGGAUUUUGUUUUCGGAGCAACGGGCUGGCUGGUGGUACUUCGAGGAAACCGGCAGCAGGUGCAUGUGGAUGGCGAUAAAACUCAAGACAAACUCCGCUCUCUCCACACGGUUUGACCAUCGGCGGAUCCAUAAAGUAUUAAAAUAAUCGAGCCGAAACCAUUGUUUUAGUUUGGAAAAGGAGAGUGAGAAUGCUUUUCACGGCUUUCCCCUUUCGAGAAUAGCGCGUUAAUCCCAGGAAAGAGCAGCGUCCCGUCCCGUUCCUCCGCACGCAAACAUGGAGAAGAAAGUGAGCGCUACGGCUAACUUACCUCAACUUUGGUUUUCGUACCAGUUGUAAACCCUCCUAGAGAAAAAAAAAACAGCACGGCGGACACAUGGUGGGACUCUAACACAGAUUUUUUCAGGAUAUCACUGAGCAGAAAAGGCAAUGGAGAAGAAGAACAAGGCGACCGACCGGACCCGCUCCGCCUACGGCACAGCUAAAGACAGAGUGGACAGUGUGGAUCCAUAUGGCUUUGAGCGCUCGGCGGACUUUGAUUAUGAGUCAUAUGAAGAGCUCAUGUCUGAGUAUCUAGUUGUGCUCACUCGACGAGCCAUCAAGUGGUCCAAACUACUGAAGGGUAAAAGCAAGGUGCAGAAGAAUGUAAAAUUGAAGCGCUACGUACGCAAAGGGAUUCCCAAUGAGCAUCGGGCUCUGAUUUGGAUGGCAGCCAGCGGUGCUCAAGACCAGCUAGAGAAGAACCCAGGACACUACCAGUCCCUGCUAGGAGCCCGACACGACCCUAAACUUGUGGAGACCAUCAACACAGACUUGAACAGAACAUUUCCAGACAAUGUCCAGUUCCGUAAGACAUCCAACCCAUGUCUGCAGAAAGCUUUGUACAAUGUGCUGCUGGCUUAUGGCCACCACAAUCCAGCUGUGGGCUACUGUCAGGGGAUGAACUUCAUAGCUGGGUUUCUACUCAUCAUAACAAAAGAUGAAGAGAAAUCCUUCUGGCUGAUGGAUGCACUACUUGGUAGAAUUUUACCAGACUACUACAGUCCAGCCAUGCUCGGGUUGAAGACAGACCAGGAGGUGUUAGGGGAGCUGGUGAAAGUUAAAACCCCCCAAGUCUGGCAGGUCAUGGUGGAUCAGAACGUCAUGUGGACCCUAGUGGUCUCCCGGUGGUUCAUCUGUCUCUAUAUAGACGUUUUGCCAGUAGAGACAGUUCUGCGAAUUUGGGAUUGCCUGUUCUACGAGGGUUCGAAAAUCCUGUUCCGUGUAGCUUUGACACUGAUCCAUCACAACCAGGCUUUAAUUCAACAGGCCCAGUCCCUGCCAGACGUCUGCCAAAGCUUCAAACAGAUCACCCAUGGACCAUUUGUUGAUGAGUGCCACACUUUUAUGCAGAAAAUCUUCACUGAACCAGGAAGCCUCUCCAUGGCAACCUUGACUAAGCUGCGGGCAACAUGUCAAGCUCGAAUCAUUGCAGAAGAAUCCUGACCUCAAGUCGGCUACCUGUUGCUCUAGCUGAAAACACAUUCCAGUGGGAUGAGCACCCAGCACCUUUAUAAUCUGAGUCACAGUGACUACUACUUUUUGUCUUGCAUGUCAUGAGACAAUCAUAAAGCCCAGGUGUAAAUAUAUGAUCAUACGAGGAUAUUCUUAGCAAUGUGUUAUAUGAGCCAAUGAUUCCAUUUGAAACUAACAUGUAGAUGUCUUAAAUUGUUCUAUUUUCUUCUGUUAAAAUGCAGAACUAUGCACUUUAGUCCAGAAAGUCAGAGACACUAAAAAGAAAUGGCUUUGCCAGGUCAGAAACAUUAUAUGUUGCAUACUGUAGGCACAGCUGGUCUGCUGUACUUCAAAAUGUGGUCUCAGUCAUGAACAUUAUAAAGACUAGUAGUUCUUCUGGGUAAAUGGUUAGUUGACUGACAAUAUUUAAUGCUGGUACAACAUGCUGUGGUAAUCCAAUGUGAAUUUUAAUUUUUAAGUGUCUGACACCUUUAGUUAUGAGUUAUGUUGAGGUUAUUGCACCUGUUUGCAAAUAAUUCAAAUGCACUAUGAUGAAGCAAUACAAGCACGACUGAAAGGGCUGCUCAUUUUCCUAACAAUGGUGUGUGUCCAGUUUGUUCUGUGUGGGUCUGUGGCUCUUUACACUGUCACUAUCAUAGUACCAAUAUCAGGUGUGGUGGUAAUGGACAAAAAUAUCCUUGGCAUCAAUCCCAGUUCUGAGUAUUUUGUGUAAUGUACACUUGGUUGAACAACUCUGACUGAACAGCCACGUUUAUUUAACAUAGAAAUGAAUCAUCAAUGUAACUGCUGUAUAAAAUACUAAAAAAGAAGCCAAAGCUGGACUUAAUGAUUUUUAUUAACUUGAAGUAAGAUGCAUAAUAGAAAAUGAGAUUAAACCAUUUUCUAUAAAAAUAAAAGAUCAAAUAACUAUAAUUUAUGUAACAUUUCUGUUGGGAGAGGGUGCUGAAAAGCAAAAAUAGAAGAUCAACCCAUGUACCUAUUAAGUCGUCCAAUGUAAAUUUGCACACUGUAUGGCCUCAUUACUGCACACUGUUUAAACAAGCAUCCCAUUUUUGUACUCACAAUUAAAAAACUUUGUUUGGUUCAAUUAAACUGCAGUGCACUGAUGGGACAGGCUUCAAUCCAUCUGCAGGAACAUGAUUGGAAAAGACGCACAUUCAGAGCUUUCCCUUUUUCUAGAGAUGGUGGGAUCAUCGAAUGCUCAUGAAGUUU
Molecule: messenger RNA, 2828 nt
Organism: Stegastes partitus (bicolor damselfish)
Lineage: Eukaryota; Metazoa; Chordata; Actinopteri; Pomacentridae
Gene: grtp1a
Product: growth hormone regulated TBC protein 1a
Exons: 8
Coding region: 531-1586 (351 amino acids)
Biological process (GO): regulation of GTPase activity
Molecular function (GO): small GTPase binding; GTPase activator activity
Source: RefSeq, a predicted model, not a curated record